AUGUUUUCUAAGAAGGGAAAAAAAAGGAUCACCGGUGUAGGCCUCGAAUCCUUAACUGUUUGGAAGGCUGGAUGGAGGAUCGGUAUGGCCAACUUGUCACUUAACUAUAAUUCUACCUCCCUGGUAAACACUGCGGUCCUCUCCGGUUAUCCCACACGCCACCCUGUGUGGGUGUUCGGUCUGACUCACGGUCACGAAUUGCGCGAUGUUACCACUCGCUCCACUUGUCACACUAACGACGAAUCUGUGGCUCAUUUUCCACGCGAAGCAUGUUCUGAGGGUUUCACCUUCUCGGGAGGGGAAUUAGGCGGCUCUGAAGGUCUCACUCUCGUCGCCAAGGUGGAUCGAACCAGUGCUUCUGAAACGGUCACUGUGUGGUUCCCUCAACAACCCCAUGGUGUCGCCUUGGUCAUUGAGAACCCUCGAGAUGGACCAACUUCUAUUCCAAGCGCCAUUGCUACUGCUACUGGGUCUUAUUCCCUCCAUGAAUACUCCACAACCUCAAUCAUGCUUCGCUCUUUGGCUGAGUAA
Hydatigera taeniaeformis is the source of this 531-nucleotide messenger RNA. Lineage: Eukaryota; Metazoa; Platyhelminthes; Cestoda; Cyclophyllidea; Taeniidae. The record is from the annotation of a GenBank genome assembly.